GGCAGCGCAGACAGGCGGAAAAUUGUAAACAAUCAACAUGGCGGAUGAGGAGGACGAACUUCUUGAAAACGAAGAAAUAGAACACCCGGACGAGUACAACGAUGAAGAAGGAGACGACGUGGAUGAUGACGACGAUGAUGAAAUAGGCAUCUUAGAGAGGCUACGACUUCAGUUCAGAGGAAGGAUAGACCAGGAUAAAGAUAUAAAAAGACCUGAAAAAAUAACUUAUGAUCCCGCUCUUCCCACAACACAUGCAUAUUUAGGCACAGACUUGGAAGACUACAGCGGACGCACAGUGUUGGACGAUGAGUGCUCCAUAUCCCUUCCUUUGGUCCAGCUACCAGGGGUAGUCCUGGUCCCGGGCGAGACCAUCCCCCUGCAUUUCUUCAAUCCUAGGAUCAUCAGUAUGAUGAAACACAUUCUACAGAACAACCGGACGUUUGGCAUGCUCUAUGAUAGUCAGGAAAGACCAUCGUCAAGACGUGAGAUCUCCGUCCCGGACCUUGGGACGACAGCAGAGAUCUUCAGCGCCAAGGAGGAGGAUGAUGGAGGUAUAGAGACGAUGAGGAUGAAAGCGAUGGGAAGACAAAGGUUUAAAGUGAUGGAAACAAGAAGACAAGCUGAUGGUAUUCUGAUUGGCCAAGUGAUGAUCCUCCCAGAGAGGUGUCUCCCAGAUGUGCUCUGUACAGCAAGGAGACGGUCCCUCGGUAGGAGAAGAAUGGUUCCCCAUCAUAUCUCACCCUCCGCUAAGGAUGGUGGCAUGCAGUGGCUGAAGGAGAGAAGGAAACGACACCUGUCUGAAGCUGAUCUCACCUGGUGGCCACCAUGGGUCUAUGAGAUGUAUGAUGAAGAUGCUCUGAUGGUGAAAAUUAAAAAUGAGCUGAGAGGCUGGUAUGAAAACUCCUUGCAACUGAAGCAGAUGCCCGCUACGCCUUCUGAUUUCUCAUUCUGGGUGGCGAGUAACAUGCCUCUUGAUGACGCUGGAAGAAUAGGCCUUUUAAAGAUUGACUCUGCUGUACAGAGACUAAGGAGAGAGUUAGAACUCCUACAAAAGUGCACUGUACUGUGCUGUAGAGAAUGCAGUACUCAGAUUGCAAACAAAAGUGAUGUAUUUUGUAUGUCCCUAGAUGGGCCCAUGGCUGCAUAUGUGAAUCCCGGAGGCUACGUCCAUGAAACCUUGACCGUCUACAGAGCUCAGAAUCUUAACCUGAUUGGGAGACCUUCAAAAGAAAAUAGCUGGUUCCCAGGGUAUGCAUGGACGAUACUCCAGUGUCGUAGGUGUACCAGUCACAUGGGAUGGAAAUUCACCGCCACGGAGAAGAAUUUCAAACCUGAAAAGUUCUGGGGACUGACCCGGUCCGCUCUAAAGACCGGUCUACAGACCGAUGAAGAAUGAAACAUCCGCUCACUGGACGUCUUGCAAAGAUCAAGAAUGGAUUUCUCGCUUGCCAGUGAGUUUUUGCUUUUGAGAAGAGCUAAACAGAAAGAAUGCUUCAAAGUGCUUCACAUGAAAAUUUCCGUUGGAGCUUUGAGACUGUUUCAUGAAGCAAGUUGUGAGUGAUUUUCGCAGACAAAUUUGCUCUGAGCCAAUCAGAUGCGAGGAUCUUAAGUAGCCGGAUGCUAUGCAAAAUGUGCUGGUAAUGCAGAUGAUAUCGAAAAGCAUGCAAUAUGAGGACAACUCUGCAUCUUUCUGUGACUCUCUGAUGAUGUGUGGUCUGAAAUCCAGACAUUCUCUUUUCAUUUAACUUACUGCAUUUUCAGUUAAUCAGUGAUAUUUCAUGAUAUUUUGGCUGUCGGAAGUAGUCUAUUUUUAUGCCAAGAAUACAUUGACGAAAAUACUGUAAUGAUAUAUUCAACUCAUUUCCCUGAAUUCUUAAAUAUAUAGGACAAAACCGUGGACUUUGCCGGUUUCUUGCAUUAUUGUGCUUCAUUCAAGCAUGGAUGUUGCUCCCUUUGCCAAAAAUGUGCAUUUACAAUUGGGAUGUUUGUUAGUGUGCAUGAUUAUAUAAGUGUAAUUAUGUACAAUAAAUCUGCAUAGUUUUUGUACCAUACUACAAGUGAAAUCACCUUUUUAAAUUUUGGCAUUUGGUUGGUAUCAAACUGUACAUCAGCCAAAUGAAAAUCAAGAAGGUACAAUUUCAUUAUGAAAUGCAAUGUAAACUAAGAGUGAAUUAAUCUUCACAGGUUUCAUUACAUUUCAUGGUAUAGUACAGCUUUACUUGCUUGGUAGUGGCUUUUUUAUAUUUCCUAUUAAAUAUAUGUGAAAUCAUGAUACUUCUAAUUUUAAGUUCAACCUGAUGCCAGCUACAUAUUGAUUUGUGGACAUCUUACAAGUAAGCAGAGCUGCCAAGUAGUACGAUUUUUCCGUAUUUAGUAAAAAAAAAAAAAAUCAUCUCUAUAUGUCUCUAUUUCAUGAAACGUACACAAAUAUGGUUAUUAGAUCAAUGUAAUUUCAGGUAACUUGUUUUUUUUUUCAAUCAUUUUGUAAAAACCAGAGUGAGAUAUACACAAGUUUCAAUGUUUUUUUUUUUCAUCUGCAAGAGCAGUGCACAUUUUAGCUUGCAUGCAGCUUGAGCGCCGUGAUGGGCGAGUGCGCCAAGCAUUUUAUUAUGAAAUACACUUUUUUAGGGAAAAAUACAAAAUAUUUAUCUCACACGGUAAAAAUACUGAUUUUUUUGUCAAAAUACUGAUUUUGGGAAAUAAGAAUACUGAAAAUGCAAAAUACAACUUGGCAGCUCUGAGUAAGUGUAUGAGCUAGGAAAGUACUUAAAGGGUGUUCUACAGUCCAUAUCAUCCAUAUCAUUUUCACCAAACUUUGCACAGAGUUUGGCUACUUAGAAAAUAAUUAAAACUUCUUAACAUCAGCUUUUGUUUGAUUUCUGUUUCAUAAAUUAGCACAUUGCCUACUGGAAAUGGGUGGACCAUGUGCAAAGCCUAUGUGAAUCACAGAAUUCAGUAUUCAAUUGGUUAACAGCUUUCUUUUAUCAAGUACAUUGUCCCACUUUCAAUUUAAACAUUUGAAAUUUACACCUUUUAAAAGCAAUAUUAACAAAGUAUUGUAGACAAUUGCAUGUUUUCACUACUUCUCUCCGAAUUGGUGUUCAGUGAUACAUGGUUCUUGAACCCUAAUAAAUAUAAAUUUGAAAUGCUGAGAACUUGUAUUUUAAAGUGAUGAAAGUUCCGUUUUCACUUAUUGGUAUUUUUAUCAUAAAUUUGUAUAUUUGUGUAUCCUCCCCCACCUGCUUCCCUAAUAAUACACAAGUAUAAGUUAUGUCGGAAUGAACAAUGUGUAGGGUUUGUUUCUUUCUAAAAUUGUAUUCAAAUUGAUUUCUAUCAGAAAAAAGAACUAUGAAUUAUCUGCUGUUUAACAGAUAAUGUUUGAAUAAUUAAAAAAAUAUAUAUUUAUGACAAAAUCAUAUGUAAUAUGAUUUUUCUAUUUAAAUAAAUAUAAAAGUAGAUUACUGGGAAGUUAAACAGAAACUGUUUAUUGUAGAGGUGUUGUUGAUCUGUUGAAAAUAACAGAGCCUUUUAUACAUUGAGGAGCAAGAAAUAGUUUUUGCAGCUUAUUUUCUUAGUCCUGUUUCAUAAAUACUUGUUAUAAUAACAAAUGCACAGUUUCAUAGCAAAUUUACUGUCAGCCAAUCAAAUUGAAUGAUUUCAGUAGCUUAAAACUGUUAUUGCAAAUUAGUUACUAUUCAUGUUUUAUGAAAUCGGUCUCAGGUUGGGAAUCAACAGCAUCAGCUUUUCACAGUUCAUUGCCAGUACUGGAAUUUGACCAAAGUGGAACCAUCAUAUUUGCAGUUGAGUGACCUUAUUGCAAAAGAAAAUACAAGGCGGACUAAAAAACUGAACCAAGUUGCUGAUGAAACAGGUAAUAGUGAAAAUCAAAGUGAAAAAUACAUGGUGAUCUAACUCCAGAAAGAUAACAGAUCAUCUAGUACAUACUUGUACUGUGUGUUGAGCUGUUAGGCACUGGCAGUGCACGCUGAGGAAAAGACUCUGUCAGCAACUUGACACAUGACCUGUCAAAUUUUGGCGAUAAUAUGAUGAAAAUUUUGACAGUAUCGUCUAAAUUUGGUAAAGCGUAAAUUCCUUGGACUGUGAAUCUUGAGAAUCUGGGUUCAAGUGGCAUCCCAUUGGAUGAUUUGUAAGUUUGGUUUUGGUUUUUGUGCUUGGUCCCGUUUCGUAAAGACUCGUUAUAAUAACAAAUGCAUUAUAACUUCUAUAACAAGUUUAAUAUCAGCCAAUCAAAUUGAACGAUUCUAGUAUCUUUUGUUGCAAAUUUGUUAUUAUUAAAAGUUUUGUGAAACGAGACCCAGAUGUUGGAAAGACAAGUGAGAUAGCUUUCCCUAGCUCCAACACCUCAUCUGACUUUACCCAAAUAUCCAUAUCACACUAUUGAUGGCUCAACACCUAAUGAGAUUCAGCCCAGGACCAACUUCAUUUUGAAUUUGGUGGGCAGCUGGUGUAACAAUGGACCUAUCACCAACAUCCAAAAGGUCAACACCAACUUGAAUUCAUCCAUUGACUUGAUUUUGCAGGAGGUGUAAUUAGGAAGAGGACUUGACACCGAGUGAGAUUCAUCCCAGGACGAGCUGCAUUUUGAGUUUGGUGUUGUGCUCGUGUAAAAUUGACCUACACCAUCAUCCAUAAGGUCAACACUGAACUUGAAAUCACCAAUUACUAGUGUCCUUUGACAAGAUAUCAAUAAAAAUGAUACAAAAGUG
Molecule: messenger RNA, 4727 nt
Organism: Lytechinus pictus (painted urchin)
Lineage: Eukaryota; Metazoa; Echinodermata; Echinoidea; Temnopleuroida; Toxopneustidae
Product: protein cereblon-like
Exons: 10
Coding region: 38-1396 (452 amino acids)
Source: RefSeq, a predicted model, not a curated record